Messenger RNA from Dioscorea cayenensis subsp. rotundata (Guinea yam), 585 nucleotides. Its product is annotated as small cysteine and glycine repeat-containing protein 3-like. The transcript is spliced from 2 exons. The record is from RefSeq and is a predicted model, not a curated record. NCBI's taxonomy places the organism in Eukaryota, Viridiplantae, Streptophyta, Magnoliopsida, Dioscoreales, Dioscoreaceae. Bases 1 to 405 code for a protein of 134 amino acids.
AUGGCUAUCACAACUGUUCACAGUAAAAUUAUUCGGUGGUGGUGGUGGCGGCGGUGGUGGAGGUGGGUGGUGUUAUGGUUGGGGGAUGGGGCGGGGGGUGGUGGUGGUGGUGGUGGUGGUGGAGGAGGAGGAGGAGGAGGUGGUGGUGGUGGAGGUGGUGGUGGAGGAUGGUGUUGGGGAUGCAAUGGAGGCGGUAGACGAAGAAGACGUAGGAAUAAUGCCGAAAGAAUGAAGCAUCAUGGUGGCAAGCCGAGUUACAGCAGCGAAUUCUACAGAGUUGGAGAAUAUGCUCUAUGCACGAAAAGAGGCCGGUGCCGGGGAAUGCGACUUCUUUGCCCUAUACAUUGUGAAGGACCUUGCUUCUAUGAUUGUGAAGCCAAUUGCAAAGCUCACUGCAGAUUCUAAUAAUUCUUGGAAUUUUUCUGCAUUUCUGUUUGUGUUGUUUGUGUACUGAUUGUGCUAAUCAUUUGAAAUGUUUAGUUUUUUUUAUUGUUUGGUGAGUUGAUUGACAAUGUAUGCAGUUUUAGUGAUUGUAAUUUUGUUUAUGUUUGGCAGAAAUUUGCAGAAAGAACCAGUUUCAGUUCA